This is a messenger RNA of Spirometra erinaceieuropaei, 838 nucleotides long. The record is from the annotation of a GenBank genome assembly. Lineage: Eukaryota; Metazoa; Platyhelminthes; Cestoda; Diphyllobothriidea; Diphyllobothriidae.
AUGUUUGCCGACGACGUUAAGCUCUGGCAAGUCAUUAAGGGUCCGAAUGAUCAGAGAUCCCUUCAAGAUAAUCUGCACCGACUGAAAGCCUGGGCGAAGAAAUGGCUAUUUGAUUUCAAUGUGGAGAAGUGUGCCGUCCUUCAUCUGCGUCAAACCAACUGUUAUUCAAAUGAGAACCUGAAAACAUAUCAUCUGAAAGAUAAAGGACUCCAUGCAGAAUCUUCCCAGAAGGAUCUCGGGGUUGGGAUACAGAACAACCUGAAACCAACACUGCAGUGCCACAAGGCUGCAAACAACGUCAUGUGAGUACUGCAUGCAAUCAAAAGGACGUUCGUAAACUUUGACCAAGACCUUUUUGGGAAAGUUUGUUCGUCCCCACUUAGAAUAUGGCCUACAAGAAUGGCGGUCAUGAAUAGUAAAGGACUAAACAUGCCUCAAACGGGUACAACGUCGUGCAACAAAGCUGGCAGAUGGAAUAAAAAGCCAAUCCUAAACAGACAGACUAAAUUGCCUUAAUUUAUUCCUCCUGUGUUACAGGCAGCAAAGAGGUGAUCUUAUCCUCGUCUACAAGAUAAUACAUGGUCCUGAGUAUGGACUUACCUUUGAGGGCAUCUUUCAGUGGCACCUUUCACCCAAUCUUCGUGGUCACUCGAUGAAGUUACAGACAGCAAUGUCCAGGCUGAAUCUUCGUUCUGAAUUUUUCACGCAGAGGGUAGUGGAGAAAUGGAACGGUCUCCCUCAGGCAGUCGUGGAGGCACCGUCUCUGCAACUCUUCAAGAAACGCUUGGAUGAUUAUUUGUGUCCCCUGUUUUCCCUCGCCAGUCUGAAUCUGAACUAA